GGCGGAGAGUGAAUGUUGGAUAUCUGAGCCUGGAGAUUUUACUGGAGGGCUCCUCCUCAGCUCUUUGGAAUAUUUUUCUUUUCCUUUUAACCAUUAAGACUUUGUAUGUAUGAGUUUUAUUUAAAACAAAAGAACUUUCAUUUGAAGAGUUCGCCUUGCCUCUGGCGCCAGUGGAUGUAGCUGCUGGUUACUGAAUUCCAAAUUUCAAGUAUUUUUUGAGGAUUGAAAACUUUUGAAGGACGUUUAUUCUGAGACCGAAGCUUAAGAAGUUUGUUGUUGGUGUGGCUGUUUCUCAAACACCUAUCUUCACAUAAGCUGCGUGAUCAUGGCAGACUUCCCUUCCAAGGUGGACACAGAGACGAGCUCACCCCACACUCAGGGCUCUCAGCAAGGGGGCAACAGCUUCAGAGGGAUAACUGCUAACGUCACCACCAUGGUGGACAUAUCCUUUAUCCGAAGCAUCCCAGCCAUCCUCAUGAUGGUUGAAAUAUUUUUAGGGCUGCUUCACUGGGCGCUAAUAGCCAGCACAUUCAGGAUUUUUCCACCGGUGUUUGGCUGGGUGAUGUUUGUGGCCGUCACUCUGUGGAUCCUCACCACCGUCCUCUUCUUCCUGAUCCUAUUUGGUGUCCAUCGACAACUCCCCACUGUCCCCUGGCCCCUGAUGGUGAUGAUAUAUAACACCAUAGCCACGGUCCUCUAUGUGACUGCCUUCGCAGCCAAUGCAGCAAAUGUGUAUCCCUUCACCUUCUUCGUCGCAGCAUACAAUCAUUUAGCAGCUGCCGCUUUCUUUGGUGCUGUGGUGACCGUAGUGUAUGGUGCAAGUGCUUUCUUCUCCUAUUUGGACUGGAAGGGAGAUGGAGGUAACGCUGCCACCAGCACAGUGCCAACCUAGGACUCAAACCUGCAAUGCUGAUCACUGGAAAAGACUCCACGUUCCCUUUCCUGCAAGAUACUGUAGUUAUUUGAAGUCUAGUGUUAAUACUUGACAGUCACUGUAGUGUAACCUGAUUCCUACUGCUGACUUUGGUUACCCAAAUCCUGACCUUAGCUUAACCUCCGUUUCCACAAUAAGGUGAAACCUACGGUAAUUCAGACAGACUAACUCAAUGUGCUUUUACCUUUACAUAAAGUGUGGCUCUUGAUACUGCGUCUCAACAACAUAAGACUUCUUUAAAGGGGCUCUGGUUGACUGCACUGAGGCAAAAAGGCUUUUCUAUAAAUACAUUUAAUAACACUAUUGUAAAUAUCCAAAUAGAACCAGCAGUGCCUUAAAUUCUUGAUAAUACCAUGGAUGUAUUACCACAAAUUACUAACAUCUCCAGGUUAUCGAUAAAAUACACAUAUGAUGCCUCACUAGGCACAAAAUCCAAGAGUUAAAGAGGCUGUUGCCACUCACAUGUGUGUAGAAUAAGACUAAAGCUACUGGCGGCAGCUGGUUAGCUUAGCUUAGCACAAAGACUGGGGGAAACGGUCAGCCUGGCUCUGAUCAAAGAUUGACUAGAUCCCCUCUUCAGUCCCUCUAAAGCUCACUAACUACACACAUUAGUACAAAAACCACAAGGCUCUGUUUUACAGGGGUUUAUGUACAGGACUAUUGUUUCUCGGCUAGGAGUGGUGAUUUAUGUCACAGCCAAGAGACCACAAUCACAAGACCACUGCAAGUUGUUUUUACACUUUGGUGUUCGUGCAGAUUAAUAAGGCAUGCUAAUUAGUGAGCAGCUGGUGCUGGUAGGUAGAUUUUGCCACCUCUGGACAGAGCCAGGCAAACUGUUUCCCCCAUCUCCAGUCUAUGUGCUAAGUUAGGUUGACGGGCUGCUAGCUGUGACUAAAUACUUUUCAUACGGACAUAAGAGUCGUAGACUACAUUAUCACUUUCAACAAAAGCAAAUGUUCAUGGAUCUCAAAAUAUCAAAUUAUUCCUAGUAAGGUAAAACUAAAAAACACGACUUUAAAAUGCAAAAAAAAUAAAUAAAUAAAUAAAUGAUUUGAGCUACUGAGUAAGUGUGGAUAUUUGCUCAUGGUCUGUUCCUCUCCCAAAUCUUUUAGAAUCAAUUGUGAUGACAUUAGUUUGUAAAACUGCCUUAAAAUAUCAUAAUAUCUGAACUACUCUAAAGCUGUGUCCUUGGUUGGCUAUUGAUCAGACUGGCAGUGUUAAAACAGUCUGGGUACAGCCAAAGAUUUUGAGUGAUUUCUUCCAUUUUGGAGUGCACUGCUGUCCCAUAAUGCAGAAACAUAUUUUUUAAAGGUUUGUAUAGUAUUUCUUGUUUACAGACUGUGGUUGUUGUUGCUGGUGGGUACUGUAUUGUGGCACAGGGGCUGCCUUCCCCACAGACAAGCAUACAUAAGGGAAAUAACCCGUAAAACUAUAAAGACUGCGUGGACAGAAUUAUUGCAUGCAAAGAAAAGUUGAUUGAUAACUUUUAUUGACUUAUUUUUUUUAAAUAUGCAUUGUAGAAUGACCUAAAUUGUAAACUGAUAUGUGAUCAGUAAAAAAAGGUCAGCGUGAUUCGUAAAUGAUUUAAUGACCAUAUGAUCCUUGAGGAUAUGAUAAAGUAAUGACUGGUUGAUAUGUAAGCUAUGAUUUAUGGCCAAUGAGCUGUUGCUUUGUCAUUGCUUAAUUCCUGCAAUAAAAUUAUUCCAUGCAGAAUUCCAAAAGACAGAAGUCCCUUUUUAUGAGUAAGUAACUUCCUUGGUCGUAAAAAGUUAAGUUAUUGUGUAUUAGAAAUUGAAUAACAAACCCUUGGGGCGAAUAUCCUGGCCGCUAAAUUUAAAUCUGGGAACUUUCCAAUUAAAGUUAAAUUAAAAAUUAAAAAAUUAAAUUAAAAGUGCCAGACUCUUUAAGAGGGAAGCUGCCAUUAAUGGGUGUGGCUGCAGUGUGAAGCAGAAGGCUACUCAGUCAGGGCAGACUCUCAGUGGUAGCAAGGUUGACGUCCAGAAGGAGGCAGUGAAAAGCCAGGCGAGUUUCCCCAACACCAGCUCAAAUAAGCCCUUAGUUUUCAACCAUAUCAGGGGCUUGCACACUUUAAAUGGAGAGCUGGUCCAGUAGGCCCGUAUGGGGCUUACAGGUGCAGGUUGUCAAUUGAUAAGCCUGUUUCACAUAGAAGUAGAGGUAGUAUAAGUAUCUGUGUCCUCUCCUGAUUAUCCAGGCUCACACAGAAACUCAUUAAUUCCCCACGGACCAAGCCAAAUCACUGAUGAUAAACUGCAAAAUGGACAUGGAAAGAUGUAAUGUUUAAUAAAUCAUUCUACAGGAUAUGCCUCCUUUAAUAAUGCAAAUAAGGUUCCACUAUGUACUCACAGAGCUGUGAAAAAGGGUCUGUAACAGAUUUCUUUCAUUU
Molecule: messenger RNA, 3338 nt
Organism: Scatophagus argus
Lineage: Eukaryota; Metazoa; Chordata; Actinopteri; Scatophagidae
Product: plasmolipin
Exons: 4
Coding region: 326-892 (188 amino acids)
Biological process (GO): myelination
Cellular component (GO): membrane
Molecular function (GO): structural constituent of myelin sheath
Source: RefSeq, a predicted model, not a curated record